AUGCAUCGACUUUUUGCUGAGCUGGAGCCAUCUGUAACCGUCACCGAGCAAAACCUGGCAGACCGAGUUCGGUAUAUCUUGCGCUCAAAUACAUUUGAUGUCUCUGAACUCGAACGGCUACGACGUGAGGAUGUUCCUUCAUCGGAUGAAAAUGCUGCGGUUGAGGAUGCAGCGCCACAACUUGCUGAGCAAACGGCAAACGUGGAUGCCGCCGUAAAUACACCAGUUGUGGUUGAUUCAAACGAUGAUGGAACAGUCGCCCAGGAACUGGAACUAGUGCAAAUGAGAAGUACAUUGGAAGAGGCAAUUGUGGAAACGCGCAGUACGCCUCUCGAAAAUCGACCGCGACUUCCCCGCAUAGCACUAAGCAAGCGGGAUCGGGCUGUCGUGAGGGCUCUGGACCCAAUAAUGGAUGCAAUAAUGGAAUACUGGUUACCUAUUUGGAAGCCAGCCGGGACCUUUGCGAGAUGGACUCAAUUCUUUUUGGCGCCGCACUGGCAGUCUGCCGUAUUAUCCUUUCAGCUGCGGAGACUCUAA
Molecule: messenger RNA, 537 nt
Organism: Parnassius apollo (apollo)
Lineage: Eukaryota; Metazoa; Arthropoda; Insecta; Lepidoptera; Papilionidae
Source: the annotation of a GenBank genome assembly